Messenger RNA from Mytilus californianus (California mussel), 2310 nucleotides. RefSeq lists its product as uncharacterized. Lineage: Eukaryota; Metazoa; Mollusca; Bivalvia; Mytilida; Mytilidae. The transcript is spliced from 3 exons. The record is from RefSeq and is a predicted model, not a curated record. The coding region runs from base 102 to 1931 and encodes 609 amino acids.
UCAGCCAAUUUCGAAAAUACUUACUAUUUUUCUUUUGUAGUAAUCAGAUAGAAAACACUACACCUAAAGUGCAACUUUGGAUCAAUAAGCCACAAGAAAUAAUGUCGCCAAGGAGCAAUAACUUUGGGCUAGAUAAUGAUACAUUUGAGAGAGUAGAGAAGACAGGAAAAGAGUUGCUUGCCAACUGGAAGUUCUUAGUUGAAGAAAAUGAGCAAGCUAUCGAAACAACCUUUAACAAACUACAGAACAUGCAGCCAAGCAAACUAUCCGAAAAUAGAACAAGGCAAGAAAUAGAACAACACAUAGAUUUUUAUCAGGCUGACAGGCAUGUUAUGAAGAAAUGCAUGAACCAUCUAAAAUGUUCAAUGAAAGACCGGCUUAAUUACUUGAGAAAACAAAAAAAGUUUCUUCUUGAUUAUCAGAAUACCAUACAAAAUAUGUAUUACUCCAUUGAAAAAAGCAAACGUUCAAGAAUUCCAGAUCCAUUUCCAAGAUUCAUUCUUGAUGUUAAACUCAAUCAUUACCAUAUGUUCAACGAAGAACUUCUUAUUUCUUCCAAUGAACGCGCAAAAAAACAUGGCAGACGUGUGAUAGAGCCCAACACUAUCAGCAUCGGAAACAUCAAUGUAUAUAUGGGAAGAACGGGUAGAGCAAAUGUAAUGACACCGAUUCACGAAAAUGAAUUUGAGUCAGAUAAAUGCUUAACAGGCACGUGUUUCGACCCUUACUGUACAUGCUGUAGGUCUGAUUCAGAACUUAGUUUUGAAAACCAUGAACUUGAUAUUGAAUGUAAGAUGUAUGAAGCUGUAGAAGAUAGCAAACGAAAUGAAAAUAUUUCCAGACAGGAGGCGCUUACAAAAGUGUUGCAGAAACAAACUCAAAAAACAAAAAUUCCAAUUCCCGUUAAACUUCCAUCACAGUUAGCUUUCAAGAAAAUGAAAAACAUGUACACAUCCUCGACUCAAUCCACUCAACUGAAGCUUCCACCACUUUUACCAAACAAAAAAGUAAAACACAUGAAUGAAUCCUCGUCCACUCAAUUGAAACUACCACCACUGUUACCAAACAAAAAUAUGAAAUACGUUGAAAAAUCGUCCUCUGCUCCUCUGAAAUCACCACCAAUACUUCGAAGCAAGAAGAUAAAAACCUGUUGGGAACCUCUGAAACUACCACCGUUGUUGCCGGGUCAAAAGCAAAAUUGCAAACAAGAAAAAUCCUUCACUAAUCGCUCUGUUACUCCAAGAAUGCUUCAACCUCUAAAGAUGCUGCCACAAAACAUGAAAAGGUCUUUAAUCAUAAAUAAGGUCAAGGAUGAUGACAAGAAAGAGAAGAGCAAAGUCAUGUCAAUGAAAUCAAGGCCUAAGUCAGCCCAGCAACAGACUGCUGAAACAUCAGAUUCCAAUGAAAUUGUAAACGUAGGCUCAGAAAUAGCUUUGGAUACGAUAAGGGGGAACAAUGUGCCCCGCGAGAGAAAUUACCGAUAUUCUAGGCUGCAAAAUGACUCAACUAAAGAUUGCUUUAUCCCUAAGGGUCCAAGUGAUAGAGUCAGCAAAAUUAUUUAUGAAAGAUACUUAACUUUAAGAAAACAAAUUGGUAAUGUCAGGAAGCAAACAGAAGUAGAAACAUCGGAUAGCUACCCAGAAUCCGACCAAUAUCAUUCUAAGCUGGAUAUAGAAGCCGAUGCUAAAUAUGUGGUCGAAGACAUUCUUGACAAGGAAUACGACCAACUUACUACAACUGGUCAAAGCGAAGGUAGUGCCGUGAAUGAUUUUCAAGAUACGACAAAACAAUCUCGUUUGUCGGAUUGUCAAGUUAUAAACAUCGACUCUAAAAGAGAAAUUAAGACACGAUUUCUUCCUAUGCCACCCAAAACACCAAAACCAAAAACACUUAACUCCAGACUUCAUCAAUACAACAGGAAAAAAAUAUAAUUAUGAUAAUACAUGUAACAGUAUUUUUAACAGAAACUUAAACAUGAUAUUGUGAUUGUGUUAUUCAAUCUACCAAAAGAAGAUUUGUGAUGCACACCUGUAAAUCGGUUUGGCUAGCUCAAGUAAAAAAGUUGUGUUAUAAGGAAUCGACUUCCAUUCUACAUGUAACAAAAUAAGCUACUUUCCUAAUCUAUUUAAUGCAUCAAUUUAUGACAAAAUGGACUGAAACAAAGAGGAAGGAACCGAAUAUAUGAGUGGCAAGCAUAUCUAUUGUGGUGGUGGCAUAUACAACAACUCAUUGAUUGUAUAUGAAAUAUCUGUAAUGACAACAAAAAGACAAUCGUAUUGCUAAUAUGAACAUAGAACUAACGUAGUUUUG